Molecule: messenger RNA, 1056 nt
Organism: Peronospora belbahrii
Lineage: Eukaryota; Oomycota; Peronosporomycetes; Peronosporales; Peronosporaceae
Source: the annotation of a GenBank genome assembly
AUGCUAUUUGAGAGCAACAAGAUGCAUAGAAUGGCCCGUGACGCAGUGGAAACCAAUGUUGACAACAAUGCCAACCAUAGCAGCAUUGUACCUGUUCUAGAGCUUUCGGCAUUCCCUGAAGGCGCGGAAAUGUUUGAGAUACUGGCCAUCUACUGCUAUACGGGGGACGUCUCCUUUUCACUGGCAAAUGUAGCGGCCAUGCAUUGCGCGAUUAAAUUCCUAGAGAUGCCCAUUCAAUUUGGUUUGCAGCCUAUUUUAUACAAGGAAUUUGCAAGUGAAGCAACAAAUCGUUCAGUUCUAGUUAUUGCUUGUGAAGGGUCCUGUACUUACGCUAUACAGAACGUACUGAUCCAGAUUGCAUACCAAUAUCUACCAUCCAUUGUGUUUAAUCUCAUGAACCAGACGAAACUUUUAUCUGCUGCGCUGUUUCUCUAUUUUAUCAUGGACACACGCUUUUCUCUUCAACAAUGCUUUUCCAUGUUGCUAUUAUUGUUUGCUGCUGUCUUAUUGUCACUUGCCAAGGACGGUCGCAUGGACGACUCCGCCAUCUCCCUCGAGCUUGGUCUUGUGCCUGUACUGCUCGCAUCGCUGCUCUCAGGGCUUGGAUCAGCGCUUACGCAGCGUUCCAUGCAGAAGUACAAACGUGACUCUGCACUUGUGACGAUAGAGCUGUCAGUCUAUGGCAGUUUAUUCCUCAUGAUACCAGCUAUCUGGUCCACUAUCGUUAAGACACCAACCUCCGAGUCGUCCGAUGCCAAUGCUUGGACCAAUCUUGACAUGAUCUUUGAGGGAUGCAAGUACCAUACGAUUAUACCCGUCGUGAGUAAUGCGCUUGGUGGUCUGCUCGUUGGUACAGUCACUAAAUAUGUUGGUGGCGUGCUCAAGUCAUUCGCUCUCGUCUGCGGAAUUGCUUUCACGGCCUUUGUGGAGAGCUACGUGUAUGGUGCUGUGCUGCCUAAUGAAGUGUUCCUGGCUGCAGUUCUUGUUGCUAUGAGUAUGGCUAUUUACUCUAGCUUUCCUUAUGUGAAGAAGGUCGUCAAGGACAAGACUGCGUAG